Carlito syrichta (Philippine tarsier) is the source of this 672-nucleotide messenger RNA. Its product is annotated as protein CXorf40A. Lineage: Eukaryota; Metazoa; Chordata; Mammalia; Primates; Tarsiidae. The record is from RefSeq and is a predicted model, not a curated record. The transcript is spliced from 2 exons. The coding region runs from base 25 to 501 and encodes 158 amino acids.
CCCGCGGCCCAGGGAUCCCCAGAGAUGAAGUUUGGCUGCCUCUCCUUCAGGCAGCCUUAUGCUGGCUUUGUCUUAAACGGAGUCAAGACCGUGGAGACGCGCUGGCGGCCCCUGCUGAGCAGCCACCGCAACUGCACCGUCGCCAUCCACAUAGCUCACAGGGACUGGGAGGACGACACCUGGCGGGAGCUGCUGGUGGACAGGCUGGGGAUGACUCCCGCCCAGGUGCAGGCCCUGCUUCGGGAAGGGGAGAAGUUUGGCCGGGGAGUGAUAGCUGGGCUCGUUGACAUUGGGGAAACUUUACAGUGCCCUGAAAACUUGAGUCCCGACGAGGUUGUGGACCUGGAGAAUCAAGCCGUGCUGAGCGACCUGAAGCAGAAGUACCUGACCGCGAUUUCCAACCCCAGGUGGUUACUGGAGCCCAUACCUAGGAAAGGAGGAAAGGACGUAUUCCAGGUAGACAUCCCAGAGCACCUGAUCCCUUUGGGGCGUGAGGUGUAACGAGUGUGGGCUCCUGAGAGGAACGUUGCUGAGAAGCCAGCUAAAUCAUGAUACCUUCAACAUCACUAUUCAGACCUAUAUACGCUGGGCUAAGUCGGCAUUGCCACCGCAUGGGAGGGCGCCACCCCCUCGGUGCUGUUCACACAUGCAGGUUUCCUCACUCAGAUGAAG